Molecule: messenger RNA, 5670 nt
Organism: Trichoplusia ni (cabbage looper)
Lineage: Eukaryota; Metazoa; Arthropoda; Insecta; Lepidoptera; Noctuidae
Product: GRAM domain-containing protein 1B-like
Biological process (GO): intracellular sterol transport
Cellular component (GO): endoplasmic reticulum-plasma membrane contact site; plasma membrane; endoplasmic reticulum membrane
Molecular function (GO): sterol binding; sterol transfer activity
Source: RefSeq, a predicted model, not a curated record
UUGCAACACAGUUUCCUGUUGUCAUUGAGACUGCAGCUACAGAGAUCAAUUUUAUAUUUUUGUGCAAAAAAAUCCAUUAUUUGGAUGAUGAAAGCAAAAAACGCAGCUGUUAAUGAUAGCUCGCUAGUGGCCGAUACAAAAGUUAAUUAAACAGGACUUCUAAUAUGACUUCUUCGGAGCUGGAUAGCCGAAACAUCGCCAUAUCGAUGCGAAAAUCAGUAGAAAACUUAGUGAUAUCAUCUCAGGAUGCCAUCGGACAGAGCAUCAGCCAAGCACUCACAUUCUCCGGGGUGAUCACACAACAUGCCAACAAUAUUAUACAGGAAAACAGGAGCGUGUCGCGUUCGCCGUCGCCGUCGCCGUCCGCCUCGCUCCGGAACACCGACAGCGCCAGCGAAGCACUGGACAAUGACAAGACGAGCGAGGCGUCGCUGCACAUGCCGUGCCACGCGGGCGGCGACUCCGCGUCCGUGUCCAGCGGCGAGCUGGCCGUCACCGUCGUCAGCGCCGCGCCCGCGCUCAAGGGGGACAACCCCAAGUCGUCGAACCCCAACAACAAGGGCGUGGACGGCGCCCGCACCAAGAAGAAGAGCUGGUACAACUCGCUGUACCCCACCUACAAGAGCAAGUCUGAUGACUUCAAGAGGCUCUUCAAAGAUUUGCCUGAUGAUGAGAGACUUAUAGUUGACUACUCGUGUGCGCUACAGAAGGACAUCCUGGCUCACGGGCGCCUGUACGCGUCACAGAACUACCUCUGCUUCUACGCCAGCAUCUUCGGCUGGGAGACCACCAUGACCACGCGCUGGAAGGAUGUCACUGCUAUCACCAAAGAAAAGACUGCACUUGUAAUACCAAACGCCAUCCUAGUGUGCACGGAGGGCGAAAAGAACUUCCUGACAUCGUUCUCGGGGCGCGACAAGGCAUACCUCAUGCUGUUCCGCAUCUGGCAGAACGCGCUCAUGGACCAGCCCAUGACCAGCCAGGAGUUCUGGCAGUGGGUGCACAGCAGUUACGGCGAAGAGCUCGGCUUCAACUCGGACGAGGAGGGCUACGGCCGCGACGCCAUCGACGACGUGCCGCCACUGCCGCCCGACACAGACCCCGAGCUGGCGGAGUCCUCGCUGGAGGCGCACGGCGGCGCGGAGGGGCGCGACGAGCGGCCCGCGCGGGGACACGCGCGCGAGGCCUCGCCGCCACUCGUGACGAACGGUGAUGCAGAGUACCGCGAGGAGGAGGCGGGCGACACGCUGCCCACAGACAUGUCCGACACCAGCGACAGCGAGCCCGACAAGCCGCACAAUGGCGGUGACGUGGAGAAGUGCUCUGCAGCCCACGACGGCAAGGUUCUCCUCCGCCAGGAGUUCCCCUUCAACAUAGACCAGAUGUUCACCAUGAUCUUCACCAACUCCAAGUUUAACUUGGACUCUUGGCCGCGAGAGGGGACCACAGAUUACGUACAGGCGCCAUGGCAGGCGCAGGGCGGGCUGAAGUGUCGGCAGAUCAGCUACACGCUGGGGCUAAUCGGACCCAUCGGGCCCAAGGAAGUGCAGGUCACGGAAACACAGGUAAUGAACAAGUGCUCGAAGCCGGGCAUGCUGUACUCCAUCGACUCGACGAGCGAGAACGCGGGCAUCCCCUACGCGGACUACUUCAGCGUCGAGGUGCACUACUGUCUGCAGCGCGUGGCCGAGACCAAGGCCCAGCUCGCGCUCUACGGGAGCGUCAUAAAGAAGAGCAUGUGGCCCAUGAUCAAAGCAUUCCUAGAGAAGAACACGAUGUCGGGUCUGGAGGAGUUCAGCCGCUGCUGGAGCCGCGGCCUGGCUGGCGGCGCUGCUGGCGCGCUGCUGCUCGUCAACGCGCUGCUCUACUGGAAGCUCUACCGCCGACAGGACCCCUACGCCUUCGAUCUAGAUGAUUUACAGAACAGGAUGAGCACAGUGAGCGGGUCGCAGAUGUCGGAGGUCCAAGCUGCUGGAGAGCACACGCACCGCCAGCGCGGCCAGCUGCUCGCCUGGCGCGACGCCUUGCAGCGGGCUGUCGCACACCUCGCGCAGACUGAGCAAGCACUAGCGAAAUUACUGGAAACUAUAAAACCUUCGCUAGAGAAAGCGCAACGCGACGCGGAGAACAGAGACGAGCUCUGAGCGGCGCGCGGAGUGUGACACAUACACAGCGGGACUGCCCACACUACAGCUCUACAACAUUCAUUUACUCUACAAUUCCAUGCAAUACUAUGUGCUCGGUUCUACAUAAUCUAGCAAAGAGUUGAUUUGCACUCAACAGAACCAUCUAAAUAUCAAAAACAAUCAUUUUUAUAAGAUGACAGUACUAGUGGCAGAGAAAGAUCACCUGUACCGCCAUGAAAUAAGACUCCAAAUAUGUUCAGCGUUUCGUUAGACAUUGCUCAAACUAUGUAAGGUAAUCGUUUAAGCUAUGAUAUGACCGAUGUUGAUCAUACAACCACUGUGUAUGUACAGUCACACGCUGCGAGGUAAUGUAAUAUAUUUUAUCCUAAUUCGUCUGUUAGAGGUUUUCUCGACAAUUCCUACCCCGUUUCGGUUUAAUGUUCGUAAAAGCACACAGUCCAAUACUUAGCAACGAUUUAUACAUAAAGUAUAUCUUUUGGUGAGUGUAUUCCGUAACUAUUUAUUUAUUUGUUAGUCAAUUCUUAGCUCUGUCCAAAGUUUAUAGUAUGCUAAAAUUCUGUCAGUGUGUGUUCAGAAUUUAUUUGGUAUAUAACAACUCAACAAGAGAUGUAACUUUACAGAAUACUAAAUAUGGCCUCCUAUUUGAGAUGACCCCAGCACGUAAGAAAACCUCACAGAUCCCCACUGUGAUAAAGUAGAUACAAAUAAUAAUUUUAUUCCUCUAGUGAAUACUGUUUACCUUCGUGACGUAUGUACGCCAAGCGUUGUACUUCUCCUUUCCAGUUUACUUGCUAAUGUAAUUAAUUAUAAUUAUUAUAAUUAUGUAGAUUUAUUGUGUUGGAGGUGAAUGAGGCCCCGGGUACCUUAUUAAUUAUUGUAAAUAUAAAUGCAAUAUUACGACUUAAGAUGUGAAUGGCUGUUUUAUACCACUUAAUUAUCUAAAUCAGAACAGCUUUCCUUUUGAAUGAUUUGAUAAUUACAGGUAUCUGUUCCAAAACUUUGAAAAGUGUUCAUAUUUAAAGGCACAUGUUUGCUUUUCUUUUCAACAAAACGAGAAAAUCACCCUUACCAGGUUCCUUGUAUUUUAAUUAUAAGACUUUGUUGUAUAUUUCAUAAUUAUGCUUUAAAGAUUAUGUGUUCGCCGAAUUAUCUGGCAAAUGUCAGUAGUUUGUUUCUAUGUAUAAUGUCAUAAGUAGGUAAGCAGUGGUGGUUACACAAGGUCGGGGUAACAUAAGUGCGUGUGAGUAAUAACUGUUACUGACUACCAGGUGUAGUUGUGUGUGUAGGGGGGGCCUUAUUCACCUCGGUGUCGAGUCGCUGUACUAGAUGUCUGGAAUGAAUGCGUUUUAUGUAAAUUUAAUGAUCACAAUUUAUAUAUUAUAAUUUAAAGUUUAGUUCGUGUGUGAAAUCCAGUACAGUGUAUACGAGGCUUAAGAUUAACGUUCAAAACGUAAUAAGUACUUAUGGCAGUUAUAUUAAAUGUAUGUACAUUCAAUAGUGCACACUAUUUAAUUGUUGCAUGAAAAUAUAUUUAUUACGGCUGGCUAACGCGGACUUACAUACUUGAGAGAACUUGUCAUUUUGCAACAUAAAUGUUAAAACAUGUACAGAUUAUAUUAAUAAAAAUAUUUAUUUAAUAUGUACAUAUUCUAGGAAAUAUUGUGCAUUGUUGAGUGUUAAUAAAAUUCGCAGGCGCAAUAAUAGAUUUAUAUUAAUAUAUCCAGUAAAGGCUUCGUAACCGGCGGUUUGCUUCUAAACAUAAACGUCAAUAUAAUAGCCGCCCACAUAGGCGCCUGCAAACACCACUUACUAAAUGUACUUCACUUAUUUAUUUGUCGAUAAUUUUAAAUUAUUUAUCAGUUUUAUCACAAACUUAUAAACACGGUUUCCCCAAAUACAUAUUAGUAUGUAUGUCUAUCAAAGAUAUUGACAGCUCUACCAAAAAUUCUUAACCACACUCGGUAUUAGGUUUCGAUGAUUGCAUUUGAAGAGUUAGAUAUAUUGUUAAGUAAGGGUAUUGUGUAGUUGACUACCGCCAAACGUCGUGAUACGCGGCAUAGUGCUAAGAAAAUGCGUAUUUUUCAAUUCGUUUAGACAUGUAUCGAUUUAAUGCGUAUUCAAUUAAUAUUUUCUCCAUUGGUCUAGAAUUAUAUACCGUUUAAAGUAUGAAUGUGUAUAAAAACACUUAAGAGUGUACCUAAUAAAAUUACAAGAAUAAAGUUUAAAACAAUUUCUUUGUUUUGUAUUCUCUUUUCUAGCACAUAAUUGAUACAUGUCUGAUAUAGAUGUAAUAGUUUAAUUAUAUUUAAAACGAAUCUAUAAAUUAUAUGUACUAUAAUAAAUUUAAAAAUAUAUAAAAGAAAAUUAUCACAGUGUUGUUUAGAAUCAAAGAGUAUUAAAUGUAAGUAUGUCGAUGUUAUCAUCUAGAAAACAAAGGAAAAUAAUGUAAAUUUUUCAGUUGUAGUAAUGAUCUCUUUUUGUAAAAAUAUUUUACUACACCUAGUUACGUUUCGGUGCUUUAGUUUUAUUGAAAAAUGUAAUGUUUUUCGUUAUUUUUAAUUGAUGUUUGUAUAUUGAACAUGUCAAUUAUGUAUUUUAUUUAUUGGUAAAUCAUUGAAAGGAAUCCACGUUAUUUCAGAAGAUGCCUCAAGUUUUAUUUGCAUAUACUUUAGCGGGACACGUGUAAUGCCUUUAGAAUAAAUGAAUUGUGGAACAAUAUUGACUCAUCGCAGUUGUAAUAAAACUUCAUUCCAGAUGUGUGAAAUGAUCUGAACCUAUAGAUAAGGUGGAAUGGUGGGACAAAUUAUAUAUAUAGAUUCCUAUUAGAUAUACCUUUGUGCAUUUCUAAUGUGAAUGAAGUUGGUCUAGGAGCGGGCAGGAGUUCACAAUUGUUAUAGAGAAUGUCUGCCAUGAUGUCCUAAGUUCUCUAAACUAGUGCUUGAGAAACAUUCAUUUGUCUACGUUCAGUUUUAGUGAAUGAGUAGCAAGUGUAGCAACUGUUUUUGAUCUUUCUCAAUACUGGCUGCAAUAAGUACGUUGCAUUUUGAGCUCUAUUCCGUGAACCUAGAGAAUAGUGUGUCAGUUUAGUGUAUUAUUAUUGCGUCUGGUAUAGAAAGCUCCCAAAGAAUUGCUCUCCAGACUACAGUACUUUGCUACAGGAAAUGGACGUUAUCUAAAAGUAGAACUUCGGACCUUGUUUGUGUGUAACCUGCUAACGCAAGAUCCCUUUUAUCGUGGGUUCAAUAAGCUCAAGUAAAAACUUGCCUACUACCUAUAAAUUUCCCUAACACUAUAUUUAUGAAGUAAACCAAUAAUGACACGAGUUUAUAUCGUUUACGGUCGAAUCAUUCGUGUAGUGAUGUGAGCGACAAUAACGAAUGCCCGCUCUUCAGUUCAUGCGCCGGUUUGAGCGCUAGCCAGAACUAAGGUGAAUUUAUUGCACAAUUGUAAUUCCAUUUUAGGUGUAAUGGAUUAUGUAAGUUAGACAAUUCUAUUCUCAGUAUUGAAUAAAUAUUUUAAUGAA